Messenger RNA from Microstroma glucosiphilum, 8930 nucleotides. RefSeq lists its product as hypothetical. Gene Ontology annotation, cellular component: 90S preribosome; nucleolus; small-subunit processome. The record is from RefSeq and is a predicted model, not a curated record. The transcript has a single exon. Lineage: Eukaryota; Fungi; Basidiomycota; Exobasidiomycetes; Microstromatales; Microstromataceae. The coding region runs from base 74 to 8869 and encodes 2931 amino acids.
GGUCACCAUUACUCACCAAGCCAUCCCAUAUCGUCCUGAUUCCCCUCGAUCCUAGCUGCCUGCAUCGCUCGUCAUGGAGCGAGGCUAUGGUAGAGCCAACGGAGGUGGCAAGAGCCAGGAAAAGGGCAAAGACAAAGCCCGACCAAGGCCACGGCAACCUAUGAGUAGAGAGGUCGCCUUCCAUAAGAACAAGGCUCGCGCCAGAGAGGAGGCCCAGGCCAGGCUACGCAAUGCUGGCGGACCAUCCUCAUUCAGUACCACUCCCGUUGCUUCUACCUCCAAGGCAUUGGAGAGCACACGCAAGAUCUUCGAGAAUCCUCAUCCGUAUCGGUACAAGUCUUUUAAUGACCGCCUCGCUUCCGUACACAUUGGGGCUUCCAGCAGUCUCACCUCCGGCAGGGGCUCUACGAUGGCCGGUCUUGACGUGCAAGGCGUGGCUCCCAGUGCGCCUGUCACUGACAUUGAUGACGAUUUCGAUGACUACGAUGAGGAGGCUCGCAUGGCUAUCCUACUCGCCUCUACUGCCUUCGGGUCCGCUCUCCUCACCUGGAGAGAGCUGAAUCUUACUGUGCCCUUCCAAAAGCUGCUUCGGGAGAUCACCUCGCGGUCGCAAUCACUGCCACAGCUGAUUCAUCAUCGAUCUCACAUCGUUUCUGCCCUCUCGUCGACUCUUCGCAGCAAGAGCUCAGAUGCCCACCUCGCAUAUGAACCCGCCCUUGAUCUCUUCCCUCGCCUCGCCCUGGAUCUGGGAUCUGAAUUCCUGCCCGUCUACCCAGAAGCGUUGGAGGCCAUGCUACAGACUACGAUGAUCAGCAAGAACGCCACAGGCGGCGACGAGAAGAUGGCAGCCAGGCUAGUGGAAAAGGCAUUCGAGAUGGUAGCAGCCCUCUUCAGGAAUGUGGCGCCGCUCAUUGUCAAAGGACAAGGAGGGCGCGACUGGUUGCAAGAAACCUGGGGCAUUGUGAGGCCAUAUCUGGGCUACUCUGCCUGCGCGAUGGACGUAGAUGAUGAGCAAGAAGAGGAAGAAUCCCCAGAAGAUGACAACGCAGUGUCGUCAAACUCUAAGCCAUCCCCACCUCGCAUCCCAUCUCAUGUCCGCAGGUUCGCGGCAGAGGCGUUUGCUCAUCUGCUCCGCCGAGCCAAGCAGCCGCAACUCGUGCAGUCUGCCGCUUUCAUGCUCAGCGAUGUUGAAGAGGUGCUUUCGAGCGCCAGCGCAGGGAGGGAGGAAGAGGAGCAGGGUCAUGGGCGCUCUUCCGGAGCCUUUGCUUCAGGUGUCGCCGGCAUCUGGCUCGAAGUGGUGAAAUCGGUGGAUCGCCGCCUACAUAGCCAGGCAGUCCCGCAAAUCACUGCUCUCGUCUUCCGCUCAGAUGUGGCACCUUCGCAAGCUCAGACAGUCGUGGGUAAGCUGCUCUUCACGGCUCUCGUACAUCACGGACAAGCGGCCCAUCUUGCUCCUGUAUUUGAGCUUCUUAUACAGACAGCUGAUGAACGACUGUCGGCGUGUCAGGCUGAGCCCAGUGCAAAAACUCAAGAAGCUCUGCUUCAAUCGCUCGUUUGGUUGAUCGCAGCUCUGGGCACACGGAAAGGCAAUCGAGUCGAUGAAUCUGCGAAGACACCCCUCUUUGCCCUCCUUUUGGGGCUUGUGCAAACAUUCGCCGACUCCAAAGACAGCGCAAUGUCCUCCGCUUUGACGGUGCUACUAUCUCUCACUCUUCCCAUUGGUCGGAUACCGGAUCUUGUUGGUCCCGGCAUCAGAAUCGUUGACAUCCUGACCAAAGGUCGCGGAGAGAAUGGUGCUCUAUCGCAGGCCUUUGUUGCAUGUGUUCUCGCGCUGGCAGAUCCUUCCAUCGCCUGGCCAGGAUUCAAACAAUGCGUCCUACCACAAGUGCUUACCGCCACCAUGCAAGCGGCAGGAUCCUCCUCGAGUCCUUCAGCAAAGGACGCGGCCUUUCGCCUUCUCAACGAUCUGAGUAAAUCGGGUCAACUCGACUCCAUUGCCCAGGACAACUCCAACGAGUCUCCCAAGAUAGCGCGUUGGAGAACUACAGUAGGCAGCGAGCUCGGACAUCGGCUCGAUCGUUUAGCCGAGCUAAUAGCUUCACCACACUCUGCCGAAGUGACUCAGGAGCUCGAGAGACUAGUCCCUGCUCUUGGUCUAGUGAAGCUUUUUGCCAGGACAGAGUAUGCAGAGAGCAUCGCAGAAUCUAUCAGGUCGGGGGUCGCAUCGCUGCUUACUUCGGCGCUGUCCUCGACUGACGAGGUCGAAACAAGGUUCAAUGCUUCAGUCUCGAAUUCCUUGGCAGUGCUGGGCAGUCUCCUAUCAGCGCUCGCCAGCAUGGUCUCAGAGGCAACAAAUCAAGCUCGAGCGCAUGAACUGAUUGGUGGGAUCACCAACAACUCGCAGCUUGUCGCAGCAGUGACACAAUUACUUCCCCAGCAUCGCUACGCCCUGUCCGCCGCAGUGGAAAUCUUCACGAUUGCAUCAGCGAAGUCGGCCACAAGACAGGGUGUGCUACCCCCACCCGAAGAAUGCGUUCAGAACUUCUGGCCCAGUCUCAUGGCUGAAGAUGAGGACCUGAGACGGGCUAGUGCACAAUGGCUGACAUUAUGUGGACACAAUGCGGCCGUUGAGAACCAGGAGCUGUCGGAGCUGUACUCCUUGAUCAGCAAGAUCGAGGAUAUACCAUUGCGAGUCGAGACCGUCAGAGAUCGCAAUGUGAGACUGAGAUCUCUGGUCAGGGAGUUGCUCCGCCUCGCAGCUCACAGCGACACUGAAUCCGACGCCCGGAGAACGACACAGCUGGAAAUGACAGCAAAGACUGUCUGUCGGUACGUCGUGAGCACGUUAAAGCUGAACUUCAAACCUUUGUGGGAAGAAGCAAGAAAGGCUUUGGCCGACAUGAGUGGUAGAUAUGCUGCUCUAGUCUGGGAAGUCGCUUUCGAAGAGCUCACUGCCAGUCGCGGUCCCAAAAUGCUUCCGAGCAGCUGGCUAGCCGAGGAUGGUUGUCAGCGUGCUGUGUCUUACCCGGCUCUGCAAGAUGACCUUGACGAAGACUCAGCAGAUGAACAUAACAAAGCCUUCCGCGACCCCCAGAGGACACAGCGGACUGCGCUUAUCCUAGGGAUUUGGGAGAAGGCCUCGCAAGAGGUAGCAUCGCAAACGCGCCAGGUGCUCAAAGAGCUGCAAGCCCCUGCCGGUAGAUUAGACGUGGCCAACUACCACGGUCAGAUCCUCAUCUUGUUCUCCGAACAGCCUGCAAUGGUGGAGAAGCACAACGCUGCAUUUGUGCAGCACUUCUUCUCGACUGUUGUAGACGAUGACGCCCAGAGGCGAGGUGGGGACGCUGCCGACAUCGACGAUGAAAUGGAAGACAAGAGCAGCUCUCGAGAGGUCAAGCAGUCCUCGAAUGUAGCAUCUCUGAGCUUGAGGCAGCGACAAGAACGAGUGCACUCCUACCUCGAGGUCUUUAACAAGUUCUCAAAUCCCAAGGCGCUCUUCCGAUCUAGUGGUCUUCACGAGUAUUUCUACUCCCUGAUGGCUCAAGGAGAGAGCAAAAUCCAGACUCUUGCUCUCCAAUGUGUGCUGACCUGGAAGGAUCCGGCCCAGCUCAAGUACGAAGAGCGGAUGUUCAGGCUACUGGAUCAGAGCAAGUUUAGAGAUGAGUUGACAUCUUUCGACUUGGCAUUGGGCGGACAAGCUAUCCAAGAGGAGCAUCGAGCGAGCUUGAUGCCCCUCCUGAUCCGACUACUCUUUGGAUCAAUUGUGUCGAAGAAGGGCCGUAGCAGUGCAAGCACAAGCGGCGCCGGAAGAAAAGUUGCGAUUCUGAACGCACUGUCCGGAUGUUCCUCUGCCGAGCUGGGAAUUCUGGUAGACCUGAUGCUUGGGCCUUUCCAGGAUCAAGUCCCAGAUGUCCAAGGCAGCAAGAUGGCGAUCUCUCAGACUCCUCCUCAAGCCUUCCUCCGACAGCAGAAUGGACUCUUGUCCCUCCUGGCAGAUGUCGUUAAGCAUCUUGGUGCACAAUUGAUAGCGCACUGGUCGCGCUUGGUAGGCGUCACUAUCAAUCUUGCUCAUCACAGCUCAGCGAGAGCAGCUGAGCAAGGACCUGGAAAAGCGUCUGCCGUGUCUCGAGAUGUGCGACAAGCAGCCAUCCGCCGUUUGGCAGACUUCUUCAAGUGCCCCGCUUCCCCUCAAUUCGACUGGACGGCAUACAUGCCAGUCAUCUUCUCAUCGCUCGUCUCCCCGCGUCUGGAGUUGUUUUCCUCAGAGAACACCCAGAGUCCUUCAGCUCUGCUCGAGCUGUUUAACAUCUGGUCAGCCAAGCAACAGUUUCUGCCGUUGUUGGUGAAAGGUGACCAGCGAGUGUUGCCGAGUCUCUACUCCUGCUUGGCAGUGCCUACGGUCAAGAAUCCUGUCGUGGUCCCGAUCCUGGAUAUCGUCGAGCGCAUCUUGGACAGCGCAGAGGAUGCUUCAGAGGACAAUCAGUCGGGCAUCGACGUCACGCAGGCAAAGAUGGUGAAGGACGAGGUGCUCAGACCCUUUAUCUCCUCUCUCGUGUCGAGUCUGAGCCCGCUGCUCCAGAGGACUUCUUCAGCUGCACAGCCGGAUCACAUUUUGCAAAGAGCAAUCGGUUUGCUCUCCCGCAUUGCAGUGUUCGUCGAAAAAUCAGACGAUGCUACGCUAGUAUUGGACCUUCUUGGGCCCAUGCUCCGAAAGAGCAAUCGAGUUGUCCCGGAGAAGAGCAAGACGGAGCUGUUGUCCACCUUCAGAGACUUGCUGUUGCUGACAGACACCUUCAAGGACCCUCAGUCCGACAUCUUUACACGUCACUACGAGCUAUUCUCCUCAAUGUGGUCUACUCUCCGCUCUCGAGCUGCCCGUCAAAGUCUAGGCACUGUCUUCAAGCAGAUUGCGCUCGUCGACGGCAGCCUUGGACGCGUCGCAGGAUGGGUUGAGGCACUGAAUGCAUUCAGUGUCCGGAGGCUGGACGAAGUUGACUUCGAUCAGCGACUGGACGUUUUCGACGCCUUGACCAGCAAAGGAGAGGAAUUGACGCCGCGUGAGUGGCUGCCAAUCUUGCACAACAUGAUCUUCUUCAUUCAGGAUGGAGAAGAAUUGGUCAUUCGAAGUAAUGCUAGUGCUGUGCUGCGAAGUUACGUGCAAGCAGUAGCAGACGAGAAGGAGGAAGGCCCCCUCCGUAGUCUUUUCACUCGCAUCGUGUACCCUGCUCUCCGAAAGACACUCCGUUCUCGCUCCGAGCCCGUGAGGAGGGAAGUCGUCUCGGUCAUCGGCGCUGCUGUCAAAGAUCUGCCUCACGUGGCGGCCCUCUCAGAGAUGCAGGGUCUUCUCGCAGCUGGCGACGAAGAGGCCAACUUCUUCAACAACAUUCACCACAUUCAACUUCACCGCCGCUCCAGAGCGCUGCGACGACUCGCGGAGCAUGCAGAGGGCGGAGAGUUGAGGAGCAAGUCGAUCUCCGAGGUCUUCUUACCCCUCAUUGGGCACUUCCUUGAGGCUGGUCAUACGGAGAUCGGUGAUCACAACCUCGCCAAUGAGACUUUGAGCUGCAUCGGACGGCUCACCAGGCAACUACAGUGGGGAUCGUACAAUGCGUUGCUCUGGAAAUACCUAAGGCUCGCCGAUGGCAAGUCUGCCGGCGAGAAGAUUUAUGUCCGAGCAGCUAUGGCCAUCUUGGAUAAUUUUCACUUCGGUAUGGAGGACGUUGUGCCUGCUGAAGAGGAAGCAGUCGAGGAUCAAGAGGAUGCCGAGGUAGACGGCGCAGUCGAAGACGAAGCCGCGGUAGCUGCUCGAGCUCAGGAGGCCGCGGCCGAAAAGGAAAAGCACGCUGCGCAAUCGCAGAAGAUUGUGACUUCAGUCACAGCGAAGCUGCUGCCUGCUUUGAUGGGCUACCUCGAGCAUCAUGAUGACGAGACAGAUGAUGCUCUACGCCUGCCGAUCGCCGUCGGUGUGGUAACAGUGGUAGAGUGUCUACCUUCUGCUGAGAAGGAGGUUCAGCUGGGCAAGUUGCUUAGUGUCCUAGCAAAUGUCUUCCGAAGCAAGUCACAGGAGACAAGAGACCUGGCUCGAGAGACGUUAUGCAAGAUCGCUGUCGCUCUAGGUGCAGAGAGAUUGCCUCAGAUUGUGAAGGAGCUCCGGCGUGCUCUGACUCGGGGCCCACAGCUAGCUAUCCUGGCCUACAACAUCCACUCGAUUCUGGUGCAUCUAAUGCAACACGAGGCUUCUCCCCUCACUUAUCUUGAUCGUGGUGUGGAAGACAUGAUCGCAAUCGCCGGUGAGGACCUGUUUGGUCACACGAGCGAAGACCGUGAAGCUACAGACUACAAGAUCAAGGCGCGAGAGAUGAGGCAGAGCAAGAGUCUCGACACCUUUGAGCAGCUGGCGAAGAUCAUCGCACCUCACUGUAUCAAUGCUCUGCUGGCUCCGCUAAAGACCAUCAUGGAGCAGACUGAAGCGCCUCGGUCCAUGAAGGCUGUGGAAGACGCUCUGAGAAGGACAGCAUCGGGCAUCAACUCCAAUGGACACUUUGACUACACGUCCCUGUUGGGGCUCUGCCAUAGUACUAUCACCAGCAACUCUUCCUUCCUUAAAGCGCGAGCUGGCGCAGCUAAAGGCCAGGGCUCGGCGCCCAAGCAGGACGUACUUCUGAUGAAGCGCAAAGACGUCGAGGCUGGAGUAUCAGUGCGGGAUCACUAUGCUGCAAAUGCAUAUCGCUUCGUGGCCUUCGGCCUCGACCUUCUCGUUACUGCUCUUCGCCGGUCCCGCUUCGACUUUGCCGACAAGGAGGUGCUGGGUCGCUUGGACCCGCUGGUGAAUGCUGUAGGUAACACGCUAUACGCUGCAGACACUCAUGUGGUCACCCUGGGUCUGCGAGCGACGGGUGCCCUGCUUCGAUGCCCACUGCCCUCGAUCGAAGCCAGUCUGCCAGUCCUCACUCGUCAGACGCUCUCAGUCAUCAAUCGUGAAGCCAAUCCAGCUGCGGAUGCCUCUCAAGCCGGCCUACGCACUGUGACGAUCAUUUUGCGAGACUGUCCCAAGGCGGACUUCAAGGAGAAACAACUAGCGGACCUCCUCGCUCUGACUCUUCCCGAGAUCGAAGAGCCGGCUGCUCAGUCGUCCAUCUUCGGUCUGCUGCGAGCGAUCAUCGGCCGGCGCUUCGUGGUGCCCGAAGUGUACGAGGCAAUGGACAAGGUGGCGGAGAUGAUGGUCACGAACCAAAGCUCGCAAGUGCGCGAGAUCAGUCGAGCUGCCUUCCUGCAAUUCUUGCUAGACUAUCCUCAAGGCAAGGGUCGAUUGCGCAAUCAGAUGGAGUUCCUCGCCAAGAACCUCUCGUACGUCUAUGAGAGUGGACGAUUGAGCGUUAUGGACCUGCUUGCUGCCGUGCUGGCCAAGUUCAGCGAUGAUGUCCUGGCAGACUACGGUCAGCUCCUCUUCGUGGGCCUAGUCAUGGUGCUGGCCAAUGACGACUCCUCAAAGUGCAGAGAAAAGGCUGCCGAGUUGACGCGGACGCUCAUCGGCCUCAUUAGCGAAGAAAAGCGGGCGGGCCUGAUCCAGAUGGCUCAUGCUUGGGCAGAGUCUACUGAGCGGGCGGACUUGUCCCGGGUCGGUGUGCAGGUCUACGGCCUCUUUCUUGAAGCGGUGCCUGACGAGGCUAGUAGCUGGACGCCCAAGGCUAUGCGAGUUCUCCGUGGCGUAAUCAUUAGCUGCGCUGACGAUCUAGAGGAGCUCGAGCAUGCAGACGAAUUUGCUGCAAUGGACAUGGAUCUGGACUGGCAGCUACCUUACCACGCUCUGCAAGCCAUCAGCAAGCUAAGCAAGGUCGAGCCAGCCCUCCUGGCAGGGUCUGGCAAGGACGUGUGCUCAACCUGGUCUGCCAUUCGUCGACUGCUGCUCUUCCCUCAUGCGUGGGUACGCAUUGCCUCGUGUCGCCUCAUCGGCAGCCUCUUCGCCACCACGCAGCCCGUCCAGCCGACACACUCGAGCGGUGGUGUUAAGGCAGCCGCUGCUCUCGAUCCCUUGAGUCUAGAAGCUCUCAUCGAGUCUUCACGUAAGCUUGCCUUGCAGCUGCGAGGCGAUGUCGUAGACGAUGCUCUGGGGCUUCAGAUCGUCAAGAAUCUCCUCUGGAUCGGUCGCAGCUUUGCCAGCGUGCCUGUCAGCGAGAGAGAGACGAAUGGGAAGGCCAAGAAGAAGAGAGCCAGCACUGUCGAGGCGGAGCAAGAUGGAGAGACCGACGAAGAGGGUAGUGAGGUCGACUCCGAAGCAGAUGACGAGGACGACGAGGCGGCGGCGGCAGAGAAGGAUUCGGACGCUCUGGAGAACCCUCUAGCAUGGCUCUUCACCAAGCUCUCCUAUCAAGCCCGUAAAGUGCAAGGUGGCCAUGCCACUGCUGAUAACCCAGCAGGCGUAGCCACCGAGAGCUCCACGGCCAUUCUUCGCUGGUUUGCAGCAAUGGCGCAACACCUCUCCGUAUCGCGCCUGCAGACUUUCCUGCCACACAUCGUCACUCCUCUCUUCCGUCUCAUGGAUGACGAGACUUUGCGCGGUCCACGCGUAGAAGCACUCAAGACGCUCGCCUCUGAAGUCCAGGAACUCCUGACUGAAAAAGUAGGAACGACGAAUUAUGCUGCAGUGUACUCUCGAGUGCGCUCAAGGGCCCUGGAUAGGAGACGGGAGAGGAGGAACAAGAGGUUACUCCAGGGUGUGGCGGAUCCUGAGGGGGCGGCAAAGAGGAAGGAGAAGAGGAAUGAGGGCAAGCACGAGAGUCGGAAGAGGAAGAAUAGAGUGUUUGCGGAUGGAAAGGGAAGGAUGAAAGGAGCUGGACAGGGAAGCAAGAGAAGUCGACGUGAUGGCUGAGCAGGGCGCAGGUGAUGCGGUGACGAAUUGAUAAAUGAAAGACACUACGAGACUAGAAUGU